Messenger RNA from Lottia gigantea (owl limpet), 429 nucleotides. RefSeq lists its product as hypothetical. The coding region runs from base 1 to 429 and encodes 142 amino acids. Lineage: Eukaryota; Metazoa; Mollusca; Gastropoda; Lottiidae. The record is from RefSeq and is a predicted model, not a curated record. The transcript is spliced from 2 exons.
AUGUCCGCUGUAAUUGCUCGAGUAAAUGUGACACAAAAAGCUGAUGCUCCUGUCUAUAAAGGCGGAGAGCAUCGGGAAAGGAUCUCUCCUAGCUUACAACUCCAGAAACCCCAUUACAAUUGGAGCCGUGACGCAGUCGUUCCUGCUCAAUCUAAAAAAAAACUACAGAGGUCGUCACAAGACACAACAAGAAGUCUUAGCACAACAAAAGAAGACGAAAACAGUAAUAUCCACGGAAGUCAUCAAGAAGUCCAACAGCAACAAAUUGGACAACAGAAGAAGAAAACUGUAAUAUCCACGGAAGUCAUCAAGAAGUCCAACCACAACAUACUUGACGAAAGAAGAGGAAAGCAGUUACCAACGCCACCGCAGAACCACCCCAAGAUAUCAACGCACAGAACACAGAAACCAGUGAAGCUACAACUUUGA